GUGACGAAAGUCUAGGCGUUUACUGCUACGACGUCACUAGCUGACUUGGAAGAAAGCUUUUUAUUAUGCAGUUGCCAUGGCAGGUUCUGUACACUUGAUGGAUCCAGAGGAUCCUGCACAAGGCAGUAGACUGAGGUGUGAUCUGGGGUACACUGAAGCAAUAAAUCAACAAAUGAGAGUCCCAGAUAAACUUAAAGUGGCAGAGGUACCUUCAGAUGAUGCAAUUGAAGAGCAAGAGGAUUCUUCAUCAUUGUCAUUUAGCAUGCAUAUACCUGACAGGCUGUCUGUAGCAGCAGAUAUCUCAUGUGGAAAUUUCAGACCUUCGUUUUUUACAAACUCUUCUACCAAAUGUUUGAUUCCAGCCACUGAUCUCCACUAUCCACCUCUUCUACAAAUACAUAGGGAUCAAAAAUUCACAGACUGGAACAGAAGAAAUGCAAGAGAGGUAUCCCUUCGCAGAACACAAAGUGAGAGUACUUUCAGUAAGACACCAUUAGGGCUUUGUGAAGCUCUAAAACAACAGCAGAAUCUCAGAAGCCUGAAGCCAGUGAACUCUGCAUCAAUCCACACCACUACAGAACCUGACCAAAAUCUCCUGUCAACCCAUCGUGUUCACCACCUUGCUAAAUAUUUAUGGCAGCAUGCCUUACAGCGUCUUCUGCAAGCCUUCAAUCAAACAUUAGCUAAAAGGUAUGGUUUUCCAAAAGGCACUUUGUCUGAAAAUACACGCCAUUCAUUUUCUGAAAAUGUCAGGAAAAGUAGCAAUCUUGACUCUGGAGUUGCUAUUGAACAAGAAGAUGUCAGUCCUGUGGAUAUCAUUGCAUUGAAAAGACAGGUAACCAAGAUGACUAGAAGACUGAUGGCAGUGGAAAAGCAGAAUGCUAAGCACAGACAUAAUGAAAUUAUAUUGUUCUCUAUUCUGUUAAGUGCCUGCGUCUUUAAUAGCUGGUUAUGGCUGCGUAGGUAAAUGUGCCACAUUAGGGCAGUUUCAGUAGAGUUACGAUGAUCGGAAAAGUACAUGUGAGUAGUUUAUGAGUAACACUUACUGUAAGUGCACUGCUGCCGACACAUUAUAUUACAUUCACAUGGUUUCCCUGCUGACUCCGAAUAAAACCAAAAAAUAUUGUUUGUGGCAAUUGUAGAAAAUAUUUAUUUAUGAUUUUUAAGGUAAGGCUAAUAUAUAUUUUAACAUGAUACAGUAUACACAGCUGAUGAUUAUCAAUAAUGGAAAAAUGUCCAAUGGUUGAUCAACUAUGUGGAACAUUACUAAACAUAAACUACAUGCAAUUUUCAGAUAUAUCAAACGCACUUGAAACGCACUUUAUUUUUAGUUUUCUCAAAGAUUUUAAACCUGGUAAACUAUCAUUGUUUAUUUUCAACAAAAUUUUUUAAAAAACAUACACACUCUUGCAAAAGAAGAUGAGGUAAUGGAAGGGCAGCUGUCAAAGAGUCCCAACAGUUUGUUUGAAAGAAAGUUAAAAGUUCAAUAAGGAGAUUUUAGUGUUUUUUUUUUUAUUUUUAUUACAUUAGUAAUUAUAAUUAGCAAUAGUUCAGUGACUCAUUUUGUAUUUGCAAGCACAGGUGUGUGGCAUAUUAAGACUUUUCUUAAACAGAUUUAACUUUCUGUUUAACAUCUAUUUAAGAAAUGAACAGCCGGAAGGGACAGGGUGGAUGUAAAUGAUAUACAGUACAUCAUGACUUGGCUUUUCUGGAUAAAGUAUUUGUGGUGGCAAUUUACCCUUCUGAUGCAAUGUUAAGGGUCUUAUUUUUCUGCCAGAUCAUUUUUAAAACUGCAUUUUUCUUGUCUGUGAAUUGCAAUAAACUGUUCGUAUACACAGUA
Messenger RNA from Polypterus senegalus (gray bichir), 1840 nucleotides. RefSeq lists its product as uncharacterized. Gene Ontology annotation, biological process: positive regulation of mitochondrial fission. Lineage: Eukaryota; Metazoa; Chordata; Cladistia; Polypteriformes; Polypteridae. The record is from RefSeq and is a predicted model, not a curated record. The coding region runs from base 77 to 967 and encodes 296 amino acids. The transcript is spliced from 8 exons. Gene Ontology annotation, cellular component: mitochondrial outer membrane; peroxisome.